CGGUCGUCGUCGGGGGCGGCGGCGGUAGAGGGGGCGGCGGCGGUGGUGACGGCGGCCGUGACGGCGGCGCGGAGCCUGGGCCGGGGGCAAUGAGGCUAUCCCGCCGCGGAGCCGUGUAGCGGACAUACAGACCCUCCUCCCCGCCCUCUCGACCGAGCCUGGGGCGCGCGCGCGCGCGGCCGUCCGCAGCAGGCUCCCCUCCCUCGACUCCGAGGCCCCGCACGGCACCCCCCAACCCGGGUCCGGAGGAUGAUGAAGCUCAAGUCGAACCAGACCCGCACCUACGACGGCGACGGCUACAAGAAGCGGGCCGCGUGCCUGUGCUUCCGCAGCGAGAGCGAGGAGGAGGUGCUGCUCGUGAGCAGUAGCCGCCAUCCAGACCGAUGGAUUGUUCCUGGAGGAGGCAUGGAGCCUGAGGAGGAGCCAAGUGUGGCAGCGGUCCGGGAAGUGUGUGAGGAGGCUGGAGUUAAAGGGACGCUGGGAAGACUGGUCGGGAUUUUUGAGAACCAGGAGAGGAAGCACAGGACGUAUGUGUACGUGCUUAUUGUCACGGAGGUGCUGGAAGACUGGGAGGACUCAGUGAACAUCGGAAGGAAGAGAGAGUGGUUUAAAAUCGAGGAGGCCGUAAAGGUGCUGCAGUAUCACAAGCCUGUGCAAGCGUCCUACUUCGAGGCACUGCGACAAGGCUACUCUGCCAACAAUGGAACCCCAGUGCUGCCCACCACCUACUCCAGCUCCAUGUCGGGCAUCAGAUGACUGCAGACUUGCGGAAGAGCUGGAGAGUGCAAAGUAGACUGAAGCGUGGCUCUCCUCACCACCCCACCUCACCUCUUUCACCCAGGCAUGGCAUGGUGGGCGGUGGAGAGGGCACACUGAGGUGCUGCUGUGGGCUGUGGCCAGAGGCGGGGGUGUGUGGCAUGGGGGGUGGGGCUGGGUGUAACUCACGAGCACUUUCCUGCAUGCCCCGUUCCUCCCCACUCACCCUGUCCUCAGAGAGGGCACCUCCCUCCCUCCCUCCCUCUCCUCCUUGGGUUCCGAAUCGUUCCCAUUUGUCUCACGCCAGCCUGGCCAGGUAUUUUCUCUGAUUUUUUGUUUUCCCAUUAAAAGACACCCAUGUGCGAUGGAACUUUCUAAAACCCUGUCCUGUGCCGUACUGUUGUCCCGCAGGGCACAUCUGUCUACACUGACGUCUGCCGUGUAAAUAAGCAGCUUAGAGAGCUCUUAACUCUUAAGGGUUUCACAGUUUGGGUUUUUUUUUUUUUUCUUUUCUUUUUUUCCCAGGUAUUUCUGGUUUGAAGCCCCUCACACUUCCUGUUUGUUUAACGCUAGUAACUAGGCGAGCUUCCCUGUCCUCUGUUCCCAGCCAUGUCGAGCCUACCUUCCUCUCACCCCUGGGGCUCUGGCUUUCUCUGGGCCAUUCCCAUGCCAAGGAAAACAGAAGGGAACCUGUUUUCUUUUCUGUUACCAAGCCUGGAAAAACAGUGAUAGAAACUGACUUCUGUCCGAUAUGCUCACAAUAGGCUUUAAACUGGACACCCUCAGUCUCAGAAACUGGACCAUCAGGCACCACGUCUGUCCUGCUGGCUGGGAAUUCUUUCCAUAAUGCUUUCCUUGCUGCCGUGGCCUCCCUUACCCUGUAUGCCUUACACCACGCCGACCUGGGUACGGCCCCAUGCUCUGCAGCCAUCUCCCUCCCAUAGUCCUGUCCCCCUGCAGAGGCCCCACCCAGGUCCUGAGAAAUGCAUGGGGGAAAGGUGUGAGCAUGUCUGUGCCAAGGGUUGCACCAAGAGCAUGCUCCGAACAUCAGCUUCCUUUCCGCCCGGUGAGGGCCACGGCUGACCCUCUGGCUCGCUGCAGGCUCCAGUCGGGAUUUUAUGGAGGUUUUGUGCGGAACUCACCUGCCAGUUGUGGUGUUUGGUUGGGAAUGGAGGGUCUGGGGAAGGGCUGAGCUAGGAGGAUGAGAGGGCAGCUGAGCCUGGCUUAGCGUGGGAGCUCGGGACUUGUUGUGGCAUUGCCUAUGUUGGAACGUAGCCAAGAUGUGAAAUUAAAAUAGUACUUCUCUUUAUUUAAAAACUAAUAAACACUCAGACUUUGAAAA
Molecule: messenger RNA, 2098 nt
Organism: Rattus rattus (black rat)
Lineage: Eukaryota; Metazoa; Chordata; Mammalia; Rodentia; Muridae
Gene: Nudt3
Product: nudix hydrolase 3
Exons: 5
Coding region: 250-756 (168 amino acids)
Biological process (GO): diphosphoinositol polyphosphate metabolic process; adenosine 5'-(hexahydrogen pentaphosphate) catabolic process; diadenosine hexaphosphate catabolic process
Cellular component (GO): nucleus; cytoplasm
Molecular function (GO): diphosphoinositol-polyphosphate diphosphatase activity; bis(5'-adenosyl)-hexaphosphatase activity; endopolyphosphatase activity
Source: RefSeq, a predicted model, not a curated record